This is a messenger RNA of Myodes glareolus (Bank vole), 1815 nucleotides long. The record is from RefSeq and is a predicted model, not a curated record. NCBI's taxonomy places the organism in Eukaryota, Metazoa, Chordata, Mammalia, Rodentia, Cricetidae.
AGUGAAGGAGUGACCCGUGUGUCGUCUGGGUUACCUAGGCUGCUUCAGUGAAGCCAAGGGCGACAUGGGGUGAUAGGUCAGCCAACUUGUCACUUCUCUCUUCCCAGCAGAUAAGGACAUAAAUGGGUAGAUGGUGGUAAGGGCGGCUGAGGGAAGUCAGCUGAUUAGAUUGGGAGUCAGCAGGAUGGAGGAGAUAAACAAAACGCCUCAGGCGACCACGCUUCAGGUCUAAGCAGCUCGAAGUCGGCUGCCAACAAGCAGAGCUCUACAAGGCGCAAGGGAAGCCUCUCUUUGGGUUUCUGGGUGGAUAUGGGACAGGAGCUGGGGAGGGACAGUGGGCUGCAGACUCAAACUGCGGACUGCUAGUAUGUAAUAAGGAGAGUGUGCUGGGUCAUUCAGGCUGGCUCCUGGAUGUCUCCAGUGGCUUUCCUGAAUGUAAGAUCUUACAUUCUCCAGUAGCUCCAUCCCCUGCCCCUUCCCUGGAUAAGGCUGGAUGCCUCAGGAGCAGCCAUGCACCCUCCUAUCCCUGAGGCCAAGAGCUGACUGAUGGCAGUAACCCCUACAGCUUCCCCCACCAUUGCAGGUCCAGGAAGUGGCAGGCAAAUCCUGAUACUGUAACUUUAAGUGGGGGAACCUGCUACCCCGGAGUUGAUUACUAAUAGGGCCUUCAAAAAGGAAAUAGGGCUAGGUUGUGGGGAGCCACUGGUGUAACUCUAAUUGCUGACACUGUGAAAAUCGUCUGCCAUGAGAACAGGUACAAACAGGCCCUCCCUGAAACAGAUAUGGCCCAGGUCCAGGCCCUGGUCCUAUUCUCAUCGCUGCUGACCCUCUGUGACUCUAAAGGGAGCCCCGUGGUGUGGGUGCAAGUUCAGAUGGAGGCCCCCAAACUCCCAUCCCUCUCCCUCUCAGUUCGCUGUGGGGUCUUAGGAACCAACGUCAUCUCUCUGGUAACAGUGAGUUGGGAAGGAUUUGUCGAUGCCCAAUGGACCAAACUAGCCGUGUUACAUCCAGAACUUGGCACCCAACAGUGGGCCCCUGCCUCCCAGGUUCGCUGGGAAACCUCGAACAGCGUCUCUCUCACUCUGACCCUGGAACAAUCCAAGGCAAGAAACUUCCUGGCCAACACCUCAUUCUGCUGUGAGUUUGUUACCUUCCCUCAGGGUUCCAGAGUUGCCUGUGGAGACCUGAAUAGCUCAGAUCCAGGACUCUCUGCCCCAGCUCCAGGCCCCAUUCUUCAAGGAGACCUGACCAGGAUCUUGGGAACCCUGGGGGUUCUCUUGUUUGGUUUCAUCUUUAUACUCUGUCUGCUGUGGCGGCAGAAGCGUUGGUGUUUCAGUAACUCUCAGCCAUCCUCCACCAGCACCCAGGCACAGAUGCAAAUGCAGCUUCCCUGCUUGGCCUCUGCACAUGGCAGCUUCAUCUCCACUGAGAAUGGACUGUAUGCUCUGGCCGGAGAAAGUCUUCCCCACCCCAUUCCCGACAUCCUUGCUUCCACCGACUGUCUGGAAUACAGUACCCUGUGCUUGGGAACCCAAUGACAGGCACCCGCAGUCCCCCCCGGCCUUUGGGAGAUCCUUUUGCUGAUGUCUUUAUCCUGGACACAGGCCUCUUUAUAAAUCUUGUUUUAUUUUUCGGCCUCUGAUAAGAGCACAUCCUGCUAGCUAGGAUGUGGUCAGUGUGUGCACAUAUAUGAACCAGGUGUGGGUGGAGGUUAUGGUAAAGGUCCAGUUACAUCCUGUCUUGCACAUAUUUCCAACCCUCCCAGAUGAUGUCUUUAAUACUGUCAUUAAAGUGAUCAUUCUGUUUGGAACUUUA